Liolophura sinensis is the source of this 1609-nucleotide messenger RNA. Its product is annotated as peptide methionine sulfoxide reductase MsrA-like. Gene Ontology annotation, molecular function: peptide-methionine (S)-S-oxide reductase activity. Gene Ontology annotation, biological process: cellular response to oxidative stress. The transcript has 6 exons. Bases 272 to 940 code for a protein of 222 amino acids. Gene Ontology annotation, cellular component: cytoplasm. The record is from RefSeq and is a predicted model, not a curated record. NCBI's taxonomy places the organism in Eukaryota, Metazoa, Mollusca, Polyplacophora, Chitonida, Chitonidae.
UAAAAUAUCCGAGCUGUUCGUUUUUACAUUACGACCUGAAUGUAUUCUCGUGUGUGCAACUUGCCAAGUCGCUCUUAUGCUUACACAGUAGGUACGAUUUUUGGAUCGCCUAGUACAUGUAGUCCCGUGCGGUACCAUCUAUUAUUCGCCUCAGGUUGGAUUUGAACAUCCUGCUUAUUGAAAUAUUUAGUGUUCAAGAUCGUCUCCAAAGGCAAGGCUGUUGUUGUUGGUAAACAUAUUAAGAUUUCAGCGAACAGCCGGUCUAUUUGGAAUGGGAGACAUGUCUUCCAAAACACAGAUGCCAACUAAGGAAGAGGCCUUGCCUGGUCGCUCCACAAAGAUGGUUGUUUCACCCAAACAUGCAGUAAAUGGAAAUUCCGUUGUACCUCCAUUUCCAGACAACCUGAAAAUGGCCAUGUUUGGUAUGGGUUGUUUCUGGGGAGCCGAGAGGAAAUUCUGGCAACAGUCAGAUGUCUACUCCACACAGGUUGGGUAUUCUGGCGGAUUAACACCUAACCCCACAUAUGAGGAGGUUUGUACUGGGAAAACAGGGCACAAUGAAGUCGUUAGGGUUGUCUUUGAUCCCUCCAAAAUUCCAUACACCAAAUUACUACAGGUGUUCUGGGAGAACCACAACCCAACCACGGGGAUGAGACAGGGUAAUGAUGUAGGCACCCAGUACAGGUCAGGUAUAUAUUAUUAUGACCAGGAACAGAAGUCACAGGCAGAGGAGAGCAGAGACCUCUAUCAGAAGGAACUGUCAAAACAAGGCCAUGGGCAGAUAACUACAGAAAUACUGGAGGCUCCAGAAUUUUUCUAUGCAGAAGACUACCACCAACAGUAUCUUCACAAGAACCCAAGGGGUUACUGUGGGCUGGGUGGGACUGGCGUCUCCUGCCCUAUCGAGCUGAAACCUAAGAAUGGCAAAGAUGAACUCUGAUGGUGAAUGUGAAUUUCUGAUACUAAUCUGUGAUUAAGUAUGAUUUUAUGAUAUGACUGUAUAAAUCAGUUCUUUUGUUUAUCAGUUGAUCUCCUUUUUUCCUGGUCUCAUAAUCUUUUAACAUGAAUCUCCACAUUCACUUAGCCAGUAGAUUUUGGGGAGCAGAUGUCACCUUGAUGGUCAGAAUUUUAUACGGAUGACAUAAUUCAUUAGCUGAGCCAACUGUGCUGACAUCUACCAUAGAGAUUAGGUGGAUAUUAGCAAAUACUGUUGAUGUAUUAAUAAGCUUUCUUGUGUAACAUAGCAGAAUGUUUGCUGACUAUGAACAUUGGGCAUUUUCUUAUGUGAACAAUAUGGUUUUAACUGCUUAUUAACAGUGUACAUAAUUGAUGUUGCUUGGAAGCAGGAAAGUUAGAAAAUCAUAGAAAAUAUUGAAGUAGCUGUAAAUAUAAUAAAAGUAUAAACACAUGUAUGUGAGAUGAGAUGAGAUAUAACAUGGACAAAUAUUGUUUUGCUGAUGAAUGCUCUUGAUAUGUUUACAACAGUUGAUGAUCAGAAUAUCUCUAAGACUUGGUGGGAUUUUUUGUAUAAAAUCUCACUGAUUUCUGUUAAACUUCAAUUAAAGUUCAGUUUAACAUUAUGUCUGCAGCUGAAGUUAAACAAAUAAUA